Messenger RNA from Melospiza georgiana, 804 nucleotides. RefSeq names its product zinc finger protein 41-like. Gene Ontology annotation, biological process: regulation of transcription by RNA polymerase II. Gene Ontology annotation, molecular function: RNA polymerase II cis-regulatory region sequence-specific DNA binding; DNA-binding transcription factor activity. The coding region runs from base 1 to 804 and encodes 267 amino acids. The record is from RefSeq and is a predicted model, not a curated record. NCBI's taxonomy places the organism in Eukaryota, Metazoa, Chordata, Aves, Passeriformes, Passerellidae. The transcript is spliced from 4 exons.
AUGCCAAGCUGCAACCCCUGCCAGCUCAGCCUUCUGGUGCCCAGCGGGGCCACGGAGCCCCGCGGACGCUCCGUGCGGGGGAACCCAGCAAGCAAACGUGGCCGGAGCGCCGGGCUGGAACUGCGCGGGGCAGCGGAGGAAGAGCUCCCGCCGCAUUUCCAGGGGCUUGCGAUGCCGAAGGGCGAACCCGAGGAGCGCCCGGUGCUCCCGCGGGGCGAGGGGAGCGGAACUGACCCCCCGGCCGGGUCUCAGCCCCGGGCAGGAGCGCUGGGCUGUGCCGGGAAGAGCCGGCGGCCCCGGGAAGCAGCAGGGCCGGGGCGAGGCGAGGGGCCAGCAGAGCAGACCCGGGGCUCGGGAGAGGGCGGAGCGGAGCCGCGGGAGGGGAGAAGCGCCCGCGGGCCGGGAUUUAGAGCGUGGCAGGAAACACGUUGUGAGGUGAAUGAGAAGGCCCUGUCGCCUGAGGGGGACUGCGUUUUGGGAGACAAUGAGGAGGAGAGAAGCUUCCCUGAAGACCUUAAGCAAGAGGAGCUGCCUCAGCAAAGAGACUUUAGGAAGUUCACCCUUGAUGCUGAUGGCGAGACACUGCACUGUGAAGAGAAACCCUUCAAGUGUCCAGAAUGUGGGAAGGGCUUCAAGGGGCACUGCAGGCUCCUGACCCACUUGCAAAUCCACACAAGAGAGAAGGUGUUUGUGUGUGCAGAAUGUGGGAAGAGCUUUGGCAGGAAGGCCAACCUGGUGGUUCACCAGAGAGUCCAUACAGGGGAGAGGCCUUACAAGUGCAAGGAAUAUCUUCAGAAGAUCUAA